This is a messenger RNA of Oncorhynchus tshawytscha (Chinook salmon), 710 nucleotides long. Its product is annotated as syntaxin-2-like. Lineage: Eukaryota; Metazoa; Chordata; Actinopteri; Salmoniformes; Salmonidae. The coding region runs from base 1 to 504 and encodes 167 amino acids. Gene Ontology annotation, biological process: exocytosis; intracellular protein transport; synaptic vesicle fusion to presynaptic active zone membrane. The transcript is spliced from 6 exons. The record is from RefSeq and is a predicted model, not a curated record. Gene Ontology annotation, cellular component: SNARE complex; plasma membrane; synaptic vesicle. Gene Ontology annotation, molecular function: SNARE binding; SNAP receptor activity.
AUGAGCAGCGAUGAGGCCAAUUGGAUACCACGAAUUUGGGAAGAAAAAGGGAUUAUUUUGGACUCUCAGAUCACGCGGCAGGCUGAGAAUGAGAUUGAGUCAGGGCACCAGGAUAUCUUCAACCUGGAGUCCAGCAUCAGGGAGCUCCAUGCCAUGUUCAUGGCCAUGCUGGUGGAGAAUCAGGGGGAUAUGGUCAACAACAUAGAGAAGAAUGUCUCCAACGCAGCCAAGUACAUAGGCCGUGCCAAAGAGGAGACCAAAAAAGCUGAGAUACUAGAAAAAAAAAUCCGGCAGAAACUCUUCAUCUUUGGCUUUGUUCUGUUGAUACUGCACGCUGUCAUUGCACUAAUCGUUGGGCUGUCUGUUGGACUAACCAAUCCCCUGUAUGAGUCCUGUCCUGCUAUCUGUCUGAGAAAUGCAGCCCCAAACUUGCAAGGAACUUCCACCAUGCUUCACUGUGCCUGCAGACACUCAUUCGUGUACUGCUCUCCAGCCCUUCGGUGAACAAACUGACUUCUGCUACAAGGCAAAUAUUUCAAAUUUUGACUCAUCAGCCAGAGCAGCUGCUGCCAUUUUUCUGAAGCCCAGUUCCUGUGUUUUCGUGCAUAGUUGAGUCCAGGGUCCCACUGUUUUCUGCCAAUUAUUUUUGGCCUUCCUGUGACAUCGGGUGCUGUAGGUAUCAUGGAGGGCAGGUAGUUUGCCCCCGGUGA